ACCCACAUAUUUGUGUAAACCACCUUGCGUAUGGAAGUAUGGCGACCCCAGCAACCACCCGACAACGAGUACUCGGCCAAAAGUUCGCCGCCGCUUCCCGGUGUACAUGAGAGGCGAUGAAUAGGCGUGUGCGACGCGGCGGCUCGGCAACGAAGAGCUCUGCGACAGCGAAGCGGCCAGCGGCGGCCUCCACGCGGGCACGACAGCAGCCGUCGGCGGCGUCCGGCUGACGGAGGACUCGAAGUCGCCUGUAUUCUUCCAAGUGGAGUCCGGUUUUGGGGGUGGGAAGGGGGGAGUCACGGACGCGGAAGUUUGCCACAAAACUUAGCGUCCCGGUGGCUGGAAUGAAGCAAAAGUGUUGAAUUUGGAGAUGUUCAUGUUGCGAAAAGUGUUCGGGCGAGGAGGCGACGCGGCGCCGCCGACGACCAACUGUUGACUGCUCCGUGCACCUUCAAAGAGGACCGGAGGCUAACCCGAGUUAGCCUCCAUGGCUAUUUGCACUUGUAGCUUGAGUUGCUCGGCUAAACUGCGGGAUUUAAGUUUACAACAGCACAUUCCGCCAGCACCCAAAUCCCAUUAAUGCAUGAUAAAAAGCGGCACGCUGGAGUAGCUUGGACCUGCAGAACAAAUCUGCGUCACACCAGGGGAGGACGCCCCGACUCUGGGAGGACUCCUGCAGUCUCCUCCUUUCCUCCUCCUCCUUCCUCCUGCCCACUGGCCAGUUGUCGGUGGACUGAGUCCGGCCCCGAGAGUCCCGGCUGCGGCCUGGCACCCUUCCCUUAUGGGGCAGCAGCCGGGGAAGUUUGCCGGGGACCAGAGGAGACCCAGUCUGCCAGCCUUCAUCAAGGGCGUCAAGAGGGAGUCCACGCGCCAUGGGACGCAGCCCUGCAAUGUCUUUGCAGUGCACGAAGCUCUCCAGAGACCAGACUUUGAGGGUCAAGGUCUGACCGAAGCGGCCCGUUGGAACUCGAAAGAGAACCUGUUGGCCGGACCUAGCGAAAAUGACCCCAACCUGUUUGUGGCGCUGUACGACUUUGUGGCCAGUGGCGACAACACACUCAGCAUUACUAAAGGCGAGAAGCUACGCGUGCUGGGCUACAACCACAACGGCGAGUGGUGCGAAGCGCAGACCAAGAAUGGCCAAGGCUGGGUGCCGUCCAACUACAUCACCCCCGUCAACAGCUUGGAGAAGCACAGCUGGUACCACGGGCCCGUGUCGCGCAACGCCGCCGAGUACCUGCUCAGCUCGGGAAUCAACGGCAGCUUCCUGGUGCGCGAGAGUGAAAGCAGUCCUGGCCAGAGGUCCAUUUCCCUGCGCUACGAGGGGAGGGUUUACCACUACAGGAUCAAUACGGCAUCCGAUGGCAAGCUGUACGUGUCGUCGGAGAGCCGCUUCAACACGCUGGCCGAGCUGGUGCACCACCACAGCACGGUGGCCGACGGCCUCAUCACCACGCUGCACUACCCGGCGCCCAAGCGCAACAAGCCCACCAUCUACGGCGUGUCCCCCAACUAUGACAAGUGGGAGAUGGAGCGCACCGACAUCACCAUGAAGCACAAGCUGGGCGGGGGCCAGUACGGCGAGGUUUACGAGGGCGUGUGGAAGAAGUACAACCUCACCGUGGCCGUAAAGACGCUCAAGGAGGACACGAUGGAAGUGGAGGAGUUCCUCAAGGAGGCCGCUGUUAUGAAAGAGAUCAAACAUCCCAACCUGGUGCAACUCUUGGGCGUGUGCACACGGGAGCCUCCGUUCUACAUCAUCACAGAGUUCAUGACCCACGGCAACCUGCUGGACUACCUGCGGGAGUGCAACCGAGAGGAGGUCAACGCCGUGGUGCUGCUCUACAUGGCCACACAGAUCUCCUCCGCCAUGGAAUAUCUGGAGAAAAAGAACUUUAUUCACAGGGACCUCGCCGCCCGCAACUGCCUGGUGGGCGAGAACCACCUUGUAAAGGUGGCAGACUUCGGCCUGAGCCGGCUGAUGACGGGCGACACGUACACGGCGCACGCGGGGGCCAAGUUCCCCAUCAAGUGGACGGCCCCGGAGAGUCUGGCCUACAACAAGUUCUCCAUCAAGUCCGACGUGUGGGCAUUCGGCGUCCUGCUGUGGGAGAUCGCCACCUACGGGAUGUCCCCUUACCCUGGCAUCGACUUGUCCCAAGUGUACGAGCUGCUCGAAAAGGACUACCGCAUGGACCGACCCGAGGGAUGCCCCGAGAAAGUCUACGAACUCAUGAGGGCCUGUUGGAGGUGGAAUCCUUUGGAACGUCCGUCUUUUGCCGAGACCCACCAAGCCUUCGAGACCAUGUUCCAGGAAUCCAGCAUCUCUGACGAGGUGGAAAAGGAGUUGGGCAAGAAAGGGAAGAAGGUGACGUUGGGCUCCAUUCAGCAGGCUCCAGAACUUCCCACCAAGACCAGAACGCUGCGCAAAAAUAAGGACAGCCGGGAUGGAGACAGUCCAGAUCCGGUGGACCCUGACGUUACACUGCCCUCACCGAUGCUCCCAAGGAAAGAGCGCCCCCUGCUGGACGGCAAUCUGAACGAGGACGACCGGCUGCUGCCCAAGGACAAGGACAAAACACGCGGUGGCUUUCUGAGCCUGAUCAAGAAGAAGAAGAAAAACGCCCCGGCACCUCCCAAGCGCAGCUCCUCCUUCCGGGAGAUGGACAUCCACCCCGAUCGGCGGGGCGGCUGUCCGGACCCUCGGGACGGGGACUGCUUCAACAACGGUGGACCUUUGUCCAUCGGCGACGCCACGCAUGUGCUGGAAUCCUCAAAGUCUCUGGCGACGAACAAUAACGGCACGAACGGAGCUCCCACCUAUCCGGGACCAUUGUUCCCCCGGAAGAAGGGCGCCCCUGCCGUGCCCGGACCCGCCGGCAAGGCAGCAGUCACCCCUCCCGGCGAAGACGAGGUCAUGACGAACUCAAAGCGCUUCUUUUGGUCCUCCAGCCUACCCGUCGGCUCAGACGGCACCCAGUGGAGGUCCGUCACCUUGCCGAGGGACUUGGGCCAGAGACACUUUGACUCGGGAACCUUCGGGGGCAAACCGGCGCUCCCCCGCAAGCGAACCAGCGAGCAGAAAGGGGAUCCCGCCCCUCGAAUGGGCACGCUGACUCCGCCUCCGCGUCUGCCCAAGAAGGCGGAAGAGUUGCCAGAUGACGCGCCGAGAGACACUGAGCUGAGUCCCGGAUCCAGUCCCCAGGCUUUAACCCCCAAGGUAGUCAAGAGGCCCGGGCUCCCGGAGAACUCCAAGACCAGCGCCCUACACGCCGAGCUGCUAAAGCCCAGUGUCUUCCCGGCAUUGGGCGCCGCCGGAGAUGAAUGCCGGGCCCGGCGCAACAAGCACACCAAUGACACCCGAGAGAAGGGCAAGUUCCAGAAGCCCAAACCGGCUCCUCCGCCGCCGCCCGCCAACGCCAAAGCGGCCAAAACCACCCGCAGUCAAGAUCUCCCGUCCCCUUUGUCAGAAAUCAAAGCUAAGGGCCUCCCGUCCGCCUCGGAGCCCCAACACGGAACCACUCCCGGCGAGGGAGCCAAGAAGCUGCCCCCGAGUUGCAACUCCAAACCUCAACCGCUCAAGACCUCCGCCUCGGCGAGCGGCUCCCUGGGGGGUGAGCCGGCCGCCUUCAUCCCCUUGGUCAAUCCCCGCCGCUCCCUGCGCAAGACGGCCCCGCGCCAGGCCUCGGAGCGCACGCCCAACUCGGCCGUGACCCGCGAGAUGGUCCUGGAGGGCGCCGAGCAGCUGCGCGCAGCCAUCGGCCGCAACUCCGAGCAGACGGGCAGCCACGGCGCCGUCCUGGAGGCCGGCAAGAACCUGUCUAAGUACUGCGUCAGCUACGUGGACUCCAUUCAGCAGAUGCGCAAUAAGUUUGCCUUCCGCGAGGCCAUCAACAAGCUGGAGAGCAGUCUGCGCGAGCUGCAGAUCUGCCCCGCCGCCUCCGGGGGCGUCAACGCGCAGCAGGACUUCACCAAGCUGCUGUCUUCCGUCAAGGAGAUCAGCGACAUCGUUCAGAGGUAGCGGAACACGGACAAAAUUGCUACCAACUGAAAUCUGCCCACUCGCCCGAGAGCUGGCGCCGGUACUCCGGAUACCACCUGUGGUCUUUGCGGAUGCAAGCAAAGGAAUUGGGACGAUUUUGGAGUUUGAGCCGAUGUUGAGCAACUGUGAACAAGUCGUCGUCAUCAUUCUUGAAAUCUCUCCUCCCUUAAAUACAGAAAAAGUGCCCGUUUUCAAAAUAGGUUGCCUUCGACUGAGUGCAUUGCACCCGGAAUCCAUUUGUGCCAGUCAAUCCCUGAUGAAAGGGUUUCCCCAACUGAGGGGCGGCACCCAAACGUGCCACAGGCUUUUUGGUUCAUGUGUUCUUUAUCGCAGUGUUUUCGCUUACCAUUAUUUUGCCGAGGCACAUAUUUUACAAACAAAAAAAAAAAGUCACCACCAAACAAAAAUGCCACCGAAAGUAUAGUACUUGGAGGGUGCAAAAUGUUGGUAUGCAGUUGGAAGCGUUUGCCAUUUUAUUUGUUUGCCUUCUUUAUUUGUUUAUUUGAUGCAUCUUUUCUGAUGUGCAUAGUGUGAGAGUGAGUGUGUAAAUGUGAGAAGUUUGUUUGUGAGCGAUUGUGUAAGAGGUUUGUGUGUGUGCGCGAGAAUGAGGAUGUAUUAUAAAGUAUCUGUCAUUGAGUGUGUAAGAAAAGGGUCGAUGUUAACGCGAACAUUUAUGUAUUUGUUUGUGUGAGUGUGUCACAAAAAGGCUUCCAACUGUAUAUGUACUUUUGCUCCCUCCGUAUCCGGAAUUCUGUCCUAAUUUCGUUAGCAAUGAAGUGAAAUUUGGGCACAGUGGUUGGUAAUCACUGGUUUGAGGCGGACGUCGGCGUUACGGCGUGACGUCAUGUAAUUUAGCGAAAUUCGGGUCGCAUGGCGGAACGCGGCAGUGGUGGUGGGGAGUGUCUUCAAAACGUUUGUCAAACCCUGACUCAUGUGACAACAAUUCAAAGUAUUCUCUUCAGUGCCGUGCGAACGCCUUUUUCUUUGUGGCUCAUCUUAUGCCGCCAAGAUGACGACAGCCAAGUAAGUCGAGUGUAACUGUUGAUACGUUGUGCCUUCAAGACUUUGAUGUUAAAUGGCCAUACAACAAAAAAAAUAAGGAAAGGAAAA
Messenger RNA from Hippocampus comes (tiger tail seahorse), 5152 nucleotides. It is a transcript of the gene abl1, whose product is annotated as c-abl oncogene 1, non-receptor tyrosine kinase. Lineage: Eukaryota; Metazoa; Chordata; Actinopteri; Syngnathiformes; Syngnathidae. Bases 782 to 4021 code for a protein of 1079 amino acids. Gene Ontology annotation, biological process: protein phosphorylation. The record is from RefSeq and is a predicted model, not a curated record. The transcript has 12 exons. Gene Ontology annotation, molecular function: protein binding; ATP binding; non-membrane spanning protein tyrosine kinase activity.